Messenger RNA from Limanda limanda (common dab), 822 nucleotides. Its product is annotated as gastrula zinc finger protein XlCGF8.2DB-like. The coding region runs from base 45 to 737 and encodes 230 amino acids. Gene Ontology annotation, biological process: regulation of transcription by RNA polymerase II. The transcript has a single exon. NCBI's taxonomy places the organism in Eukaryota, Metazoa, Chordata, Actinopteri, Pleuronectiformes, Pleuronectidae. Gene Ontology annotation, molecular function: DNA-binding transcription factor activity; RNA polymerase II cis-regulatory region sequence-specific DNA binding. The record is from RefSeq and is a predicted model, not a curated record.
AACAAGGUACUGAGGACAAGACUGUAGACAGUGAAGAUGAUUGGAUGCAGACCAGGGAACCUCAGUCUGCUUUAACUACAAAAAAUAACAAACAGCCUCUAAGUGAUAUGGAAUGUAAAACUCUUAAGAAGGCAUUUAGUUGCUCUGAGUGUGGUAAAAGAUUUAGAGUAAAGCGGGAUCUAACUGUACAUAUGAGUAUUCAUACAGGAGAGAAACCAUUUAGUUGCUCUGAGUGUGGUAAAAGAUUUAGAGUAAAGUGUGAUCUAACUUUACAUAUGAGGAUUCAUACAGGAGAGAAACCAUUUAGUUGCUCUGAGUGUGGUAAAAGAUUUAGAGUAAAGUGUGAUCUAACUUUACAUAUGAGGAUUCACACAGGAGAGAAACCGUUUAGUUGCUCCGAGUGUGGUAAAAGAUUUAGACAAAAAGGCCAUCUAACUGUACAUAUGAGUAUUCAUACAGGAGAGAAAGCAUUUAGUUGCUCUGAGUGUAGUAAAACAUUUAGAGUAAAGUGUGAUCUAACUGCACAUAUGAGGAUUCAUUCAGGAGAGAAACCGUUUAGUUGCUCUGAGUGCGGUAAAAGAUUUAGAAGAAAGUGGGAUCUAACUGCACAUAUGACGAUUCAUUCAGGAGAGAAACCGUUUAGUUGCUCUGAGUGUGGUAAAAGAUUUAGACAAAAAUGGUAUCUAACUGUACAUAUGAGGAGUCAUGCUGGAGAGAAACCAUUUUGUUGCUCCUAGUUUGGUAAAAUAUUUAGACUAAUGGGUUCUCUAACUACAUAUGAGUAGUCAUCCAGGAGAGAAUGCAUUUACUUGCUCUGUGUGG